This is a messenger RNA of Cucurbita maxima (winter squash), 909 nucleotides long. Its product is annotated as rubredoxin. Lineage: Eukaryota; Viridiplantae; Streptophyta; Magnoliopsida; Cucurbitales; Cucurbitaceae. The transcript has 2 exons. The record is from RefSeq and is a predicted model, not a curated record. Gene Ontology annotation, molecular function: iron ion binding; electron transfer activity. Gene Ontology annotation, cellular component: chloroplast. Bases 161 to 751 code for a protein of 196 amino acids. Gene Ontology annotation, biological process: alkane catabolic process.
UCCCUCUUUCGUCCUUCCCCACCACACCUUAUCCUUCUGCUCCUGCUUCUCCUUCCAUGGAUGCUUCUGAUUCUUCCUCCUCCCUUUGAAUUAAUUCCCCUUCUCACACCAAACAAACAAAACCCAUCUCAGAUUUCAAUUUCAAUCUCCAUCGCCAUCCAUGGCUACUUCUUAUGCCUCUGCAAGACCCACUCUCUCCUUCCAUCUCUAUCAACCCUCCGUUCCCAGUCCCAGAUUCAACUUCAAACCCCCCCUCGUUGCCUUUCCGCCGUUGCAGAGAUCGGCGGCGGCGAGACCCAUCCCCAUUUUCACCCUCAACUCCAUCGACGUCUCCAAAGAGGACAAACCCACUUCGGACGACCCGGAUUUGGCGGCGGUAGUUGGGGAAGAGGAGGCGGCGGAGGAGAAGUUGGACAGGCGGCGGAUAGAGGAGAAAUUUGCAGUGCUGAACACGGGGAUAUAUGAGUGCAGGUCGUGUGGGCAUAAGUUCGACGAGGCGGUUGGGGAUCCGACGUAUCCGAUAGCGCCGGGGCUGCCGUUCGAGCAGCUGCCGGAGGACUGGCGGUGCCCGACGUGUGGGGCAGCGAAGAGCUUCUUCGAGAGUAAGAGUGUGGAGAUAGCGGGGUUUGCUCAGAAUCAGCAGUACGGACUUGGAGGGAACACUCUGACUUCAGGUCAGAAGGCAGUGCUCAUCUAUGGAACCUUGUUCUUUUUCUUUGCUUUGUUCCUCUCUGGCUAUUUCUUGCAAUGAUAUGCUUCUUCAUGGAUCAUCAAUCAACAGGUGCAUUGAGUAAAUUGUAAAGGAGAUUGUGUAUUUUUUGACAAUAAAAACAAAUCAUACUGUUGAAUUAUAUGUAAAGUUCGCUCUCUUUGGUUCUUGAUCUUGGUGAAGAAUUGAAUUGAAGCCAA